Molecule: messenger RNA, 1101 nt
Organism: Symbiodinium necroappetens
Lineage: Eukaryota; Dinophyceae; Suessiales; Symbiodiniaceae
Source: the annotation of a GenBank genome assembly
AUGGUCUCAGCGUCGCAGAACCCUGAGGUUUCCGCGCCAGCCUCGCCUACGUCGCCGAGGUUUCCUGUGCCUGAUGGCCAUGUCCUCGCCGAGAAGCUAGGAGCUGGAAGAACGGCUGUCGUUUACAGAGUCGUUCGGAAGUCCGACAGCCACUCCCGCGCGGCCAAGUUCGUGCACCGUCUUGGAGAUGAGGAAGAGGUUCGGAAACUCACCACUCAGGAGUACGAGCUUCUGUCUUCUUUCAAGCACAGUGGCAUAGUCGAGGCGUACGGCCUUUUCUGCUCCGCAAGCUCGAUGUGUCUCCUUCUGGAGUUUUGCGAGCAAGGUAGUUUGCAGCGAUACCUCGAGCAGAGCGGGCUCUUCGAAGAGAGACAUGCCCUGGCCCUUUUCCGACAGCUGCUAGGAGCUGUCGACUUCUUGCACCAGAGAAGAAUCGUUCAUAGAGACAUCAAGCCUGACAAUUGCCUCUUGACGGAUGGGGCAAGAGAAUUGAAACUCACUGACUUCAACAGCGCGAAGGUUAUCGGCCAAGGUGAGGGCAGCGCGGCAAUGCUCAGCGAUCGGGGCACGAAGGACUUUGCAGCACCGGAAUUGCUGUUGGGUGGCCUGUGGAAUGAACGUGUAGACAUUUGGGCAAGCGGACUUUGUCUUUGCUUCAUGCUGCAGGGUUCUCAUCCUUGGAACUCUUUGCAACAAGCGAAAAAAGCUUUUGCAGCUGGAUGCCUUCCACCCGUAGAUUGGACAUGUGUGGAACCGAAUACAGCUGAUCUUCUUCAGUCUUGCCUAGUGGUCAAUCCCUUCAAUCGUCCACCGGCAAUGAAAAUCUUGAACCAUGGAGCACUUCAAGGUUCUGCUAUCGAUGUGCCCCUUGUAGCCACCCUUCGGCACGAUGUCGAAGGCAGAACAAGGUCAAAACCGCGAAACCUGGCUCAGACAUACGGUGCAUUAUGCAGUCCUGGACGGCGGGUCAGCUAUCACGGGUACGUCUCGUCGCAAAUUGCUUCGCGGAAGUCCCAACGCCGCUCUGUCUCAUUGUCGGAAUUCUCGGCGAGAAGGCUACGUGAGCAAAGGCUUGAGCUGGGACGUGUACAGACAGCAUAG